Molecule: messenger RNA, 3006 nt
Organism: Talaromyces atroroseus
Lineage: Eukaryota; Fungi; Ascomycota; Eurotiomycetes; Eurotiales; Trichocomaceae
Exons: 1
Coding region: 1-3006 (1001 amino acids)
Molecular function (GO): protein binding
Source: RefSeq, a predicted model, not a curated record
AUGAGUCAAAGCAACACACCAACCCGUCCGAGCGGGAUUCCUCGCCCCGUUUCCAGAAUUCCAUUGCCAACCCAUACGAGUGCCAAGUCUAUCAGGCCCUCUCCAUCUAGAGAAAAGCUUCAAGCAGACACCGGAAUUGACCACCGACGCCUGCGACGCCCGUCCCAAGAAGCAUUAAACCGAAAAUUCUCAAGUCAACGUCUCAAACGCCGUGAAUCGACGCAAACACUUCAUAGCUUCGCCGAGGAGUCGAAUUCGCCCGAUGAUUUUGAUAACGCGAUAUGGGGGCCAUCUCGGGGCCGGAGUGAUGUGCUAACGCCGGUGCAAACAUCGCUCUCUGACCGGACAAUCGAAACCUUGUCGCGGAUUUCUCCUUCGCCCUCCCCACGUGGUAGAAAAACCGCCCAUAUAAGCCACGACUCUUUAGUGGGCACCUCAAUUGACCCCAGCGAACACUCAGGAUCACCUUCAAGAUCCAUACAGUAUCUCGGCAUUGACGAUGACGUACCAUCUACAACUGUUGCGCGAGCCUCGUCAAGGCUAUCUUCUAUUUCAGUGUCAAGCCGGGAAUCUAUGCCGAAUAAAGCUACAGAGCCGUCAACAACGUCGGUGAGGUCAUUUAGCAGACAAGGUCUGGGCCCUGGAAAGCGUAGUUCGAUUGCUGGAGUCCCAUCCUCGAAACGCGGGGAUACCUUACCUUUGAGGUCAUCACGUAUCACUGAGAGCAAAGAAACCAUCAAUGGCCGGCCAAAAGCAAGAUUAUCUCUCACAUCUACUUUUGCAAAACCGUCGUCAGAUGAAAUCGUCCAUUCUCCCAUUUCAGUCAAGAAAAUCCGACAGCCAUCAUCUAAUUUCUCAUCAAAUAUGACUUCGCCAUCAUCGAUCGUAUCCAAAAAUUCCUCGAGUGGGUCAGACCAGGCUAUACAUGACCCGGAGGCGGAAACCCGCAAGGUAUCAAAAUCGUCAAGUGCAUUGCGUGAGAGUAUCGCCAAGGCCAAAGCAGCCAGGAAAGCAGCCAGACAAAGCAGCGCUGGUACAGCUACUUUCGAUGCAUGGGAUAAUGUUGAAGCCCAAGAUCCAUUCAAUCAGCUUCCUAAAGAUGGCAAUAAAGCAGUUCUUCAAAAACGAGUAGCUGCCGCUCGAACGUCCGGAUCUUUGAACAUUGCCGCAAUGGGCCUAACCACGCUACCAGACGAAGUUCUCAAUAUGUAUGAAUACGACCCAAGCUCUAAUUCAGACUGGUAUGAAAAUGUCGAUCUUGUCAAAUUUAUUGCAGCAGACAAUGAGUUCGUUACGUUGCCAGAGUCAGCUUUCCCGGACAUUGAUCCACACGACUUUGACAUGGAAGAUGACAGCAAAGGCAACCAAUUCGGAGGGUUGGAAAUUCUGGAUCUCCAUGGCAAUUUUCUUCAGUCUCUGCCUCUGGGUCUGAGGAGAUUGCAACGGUUGACGGUUUUGAAUUUGUCAAACAACCAACUGAAGAUGGAGGAUACUAAGGCGAUCUCAGAACUUGAGCAACUUACCAACCUCAAACUAGCAAAUAAUAACCUUGAAGGCACUUUGCUACCGGCUCUAAGUCAGAUCCACAGUUUAGAAGUCUUGGAUCUACACGGAAAUCGCAUCAAUCUCCUACCCGAAACUAUAUCUCAGCUCAGAAACUUAAAAGUAUUGAAUAUCUCCGAGAAUGAAUUAACAUCCCUGCCAUCAAUCGCGUUGAGCAAGCUUCCUCUACAGGAAUUGGAUGCUUCUCGGAACAAAUUGGGGGGCAUGUUGCUAGAUUCAACAGUGGAGAAAUUUGAGAACAUGCAGACACUCAAUGUUGCGUUCAACUCGUUGGAAAAAUUAUCAGAGGACGACAAAUUUCAGUUUCCAAGUUUGCAAUUCUUGUUGGUUGAUGCGAACCGUCUGAAUUCCUUCCCUUCCCUUGUUACUUGCAAGUCACUUUUGAGAAUUUCGGCAGAAGGCAACAGUGUAACAGCAUUACCUGAUGGGUUUUUCGAUCUGGAUAACCUCAAACAUGUGGACUUGACUGCCAACGACUUAAGUAAGCUUGAUGAACGUCUCGGCUUGAUGGACAACCUUAUUACUUUCUCCAUCGCAAAUAACCCGCUAAGAGAAAGGAAAUUUCUCACUAUGGACACCGAAGACCUUAAGAACGACCUGCGCAGUCGCUGCUCUCCGCCAACAGUAACCAACCAUCCAAGGAACACGGAGUCAGGGGAAGCCCACGGAGCGCAAGCUGGAGGUGAAAACUGGGAAGAUGAGGAAGAAGGCUCCGUGGCAACGGAAUUUACUCUAGCUCCAGAGAGCCCCAGUCAUUUGAAUCGUUGGAAAGUGAAGACCGGCGGAGUUCUUGACCGCUCUGCUACCGACAUGACUGAAUUGGACGCUGAAGAGCUAAAGCCUUUGCUGUCUUCUUAUGAUAUCAAGUAUCUUUACAUCCAGCGCAACAAACUUCAAUCUUUCCCCGCUGCUGCACUCAACCUCAUCGCAUCCACUCUGGUUGAUUUGGAUCUAUCAAAAAAUCCUCUCAAAAGCGACGAUCUCUUCUCGGCGCCAGUUUCUUUGCCUCAUCUGCAAAGCCUAACUCUAAAUGGAAGUGGUUUAACCAGAGUUGACUCCUUGUUUGAAAAUCUCUCCGCUCCUACCCUUAAGUUUCUCGACAUCUCCAACAACCGUCUCUCAGGACCCCUACCCUUCGCUCGGUAUCAUUAUCCCAACCUUAUCACAUAUCUCGCGGCCGAUAAUCAGCUCUCUAGGCUUGAUUUCGAAUCUGUAAAGGGUCUGCAUGUGUUGGACAUAAGCAACAACAAUGUUGAUUAUCUCCCACCGAAAAUUGGAUUGUUGGGAGGAGAGGAUGGUUCAGGAUUAAAACGAUUCGAAGUUGCUGGAAAUGUGUUCCGUGUUCCUCGAUGGCAGGUUGUCCAGAAGGGAACCGAGGCGAUCCUGGAAUGGCUGAAGGGCAGAAUUCCAGCCGACGAACUGAAUGAGGCAGAUGCUCUUUAA